UCACCCAAGGGCAUAUCCAUCAUUUUAACAUUCAUCUUCUAUUACACAACUCUUCCGUAUUUAAGACACUUCAACUCUUCACAUGACUUUCAAAAUCUCUCUCUCAUCUCUCGUGUUUUGAUUUGUGUAUAUAUAAAGAUUACAUAUUUAUUUAAUUUUCUGGAUCAAGAAGAGAGAAAGUUCUCCAUGUUCUAAUUAUUUCACGAACACCCCAAGCUACAACAAUGGCGGUUUAUGUCGAGAAGAAACACUGGUGGCUCCGUAACAAGAAGGUUUUAUGUUCUCCCCAUAAUUUUCAGACAAAUCCCAUGUGCAUUGUUUUUCUUUUCGAUCUGAACGAGUUCUUGUUUUUUAUUUUUUUCAAGAUCGUGGAUAAGUACAUGAAGGAAGCAAAGAAUCUAAUAGCGAGUCAAGAUCCAAACGACGUCGAAUCAGCUCUAAACCUUCUCGAAUCUGCUCUCUCCCUCUCUCCUCGUUACGAACUCGCUCUCGAACUCAAAGCCAGAUCGCUUCUCUACCUCCGUCGAUUCAAAGACGUCGCCGAUAUGCUCCACGAUUACAUUCCGAACCUUAAAUUCUCCGGCGAAGACUCCGGCAUCGGUUCAUCUGAAUCGUCUCGAGAAUCAGUCAGCCUUCUGAACGAGUUGCCGAGUCACGGCGAUGGCUCGUCUUUUAAAUGCUUCUCCGUCUCCGAUUUGAAGAAGAAAGUCAUGGCAGGGUUAAGUAAAAACUGCAACGAACAAGGGCAAUGGAGAUAUUUAGUUCUUGGUCAAGCUUGUUGCCACCUAGGUCUAAUGGAGGAGGCGAUGGUUCUUCUCCAAACCGGUAAACGGUUAGCCACCGCCGCACUCCGCCGUCAAAGCAUCUCCUUAUCCGACGACAGCUUCAUCCUCUUCUCCUCCUCCUCCUCCGACGCCGCUUCCUCCCCUCCUCCUCCCUCCUCCGCGCGAUCUCUAACCGAAUCCGAAAGCGUCGCUCACUUGCUAUCUCACAUAAAACUCCUCUUACGCCGCCGCGCCGCCGCACUCGCCGCUCUCGACGCCGGACUCUACACCGAAUCAAUCCGUCACUUCUCCAAGAUCCUCGAAAGCCGCCGCGCCGCGCCGCAGGGAUUCCUCGCCGAGUGUUUCAUGCACCGCGCAUCGGCGUUCAGAUCCGCCGGGAGGAUCGCCGAGUCCGUCGCCGAUUGCAACAAGACGUUAGCGUUGGAUCCGUCGUGUCUCCGAGCGUUGGAGACGAGAGCCGCGUUGUUAGAGUCCGUGCGGUGCUUCCCUGACUCGCUUCACGAUUUGGAGCACUUGAAGCUUCUUUAUAAUUCUAUUUUACGUGACCGGAAACUUCCCGGUCCGGUUUGGAAACGGCAUAAUGUCCGGUAUAGAGAAAUACCGGGGAAGCUAUGCGUUUUGACGACGAGGAUUCAGCAAUUGAAGGAGAGGAUCGCUAACGGUGAAAUCGGAAACGUUGAUUACUAUGCUCUGAUGGGAAUCAGACGCGAUUGCUCGAGAUCGGAGCUGGAUCGAGCUUACUUGUUGUUAAAUUUAAAGCAUAAACCGGAGAGAUCAAUGUCGUUUAUUGACCGGUUUGAGUUAACCGAGGAUGAGGAGGAAUUAGAUUCGGUUAAGGAUCGGGCUAGGAUGUCGACUUUGUUACUGUACAGGUUGAUUCAGAGAGGCUACUCCGUUGUGACACGUGACCUUGCGGCGGCAGAGAAGCAGCGUAAGGAAACGCCGAUUAGAGCGGGUGCGGUUGCUGCGGCGAAUAGUAAUAAUAAUGUGAAUGUGGUGAAAGGAGUGUUUUGUAGAGAUUUGACGGUGGUUGGGAGUUUGAUUUUACGGACCGGGUUUAACCAACCGAUUCCGGUUAAGUACGAAGCGCUUAGUUGCUGAUUUUGUAUGUACAAUAGAAAAAGACGGAUCACAUUGGAUGAAAUUAUGGAUAAUGAGAAUAUUGUCUGCCCGAUAGUUUUUGGAGCUUUCUCUCUUGUUUGUUUCUUCUUUAUUCUUCUUCUCUCUUU
Eruca vesicaria subsp. sativa (arugula) is the source of this 2014-nucleotide messenger RNA. The record is from the annotation of a GenBank genome assembly. NCBI's taxonomy places the organism in Eukaryota, Viridiplantae, Streptophyta, Magnoliopsida, Brassicales, Brassicaceae.